Cephus cinctus (wheat stem sawfly) is the source of this 1112-nucleotide messenger RNA. RefSeq names its product autophagy protein 12-like (gene Atg12). The transcript has 3 exons. Gene Ontology annotation, cellular component: cytoplasm; phagophore assembly site membrane; Atg12-Atg5-Atg16 complex. Bases 354 to 800 code for a protein of 148 amino acids. NCBI's taxonomy places the organism in Eukaryota, Metazoa, Arthropoda, Insecta, Hymenoptera, Cephidae. Gene Ontology annotation, biological process: autophagy of mitochondrion; autophagosome assembly; C-terminal protein lipidation. The record is from RefSeq and is a predicted model, not a curated record.
CCUAUGCUUGUGCAGCGUAGUCCCAUUCGCAUACUUACAUAUGUCGAGAUCAGUCGAGAUGCACUCGACCGAACAGACCGACAUGUCAGAUCUCGUCUGAUAGCUCUGAUAGUCACUAGUGGCUGCCAAUGGCCCCGUUAAGCUUCACGUAUUGUUGGUAUUGUUCCGUGAAUAUUGUCAAUACCGCAAAUAUCAAGAGUCUUUCCACACUACCGCGUGCCUUUGACGUUAUAUCUUCGGUGAUUCCUUGUCAGAAUAGCUACAGUCAAUCUAACCUGGUCUAGCUUCUGGGCACUUAGAUAUUGAUAAGCAAGAACAAGACUUUUUAACGACUACUGUGAUCCUAUAAAAGAAUGGCUGACAACGAGGAGACAGAGACUGGUCUGUGUCUGGAGGAGAGUACAAAGCCCGAGGAGACGCCGGAUCUCUUUGCUCCAGAAGCAGGUGCAAAAAAUCUGGAAACUGUUAUAUCUUCAGAUAACCAUACUAUUCCAGGAAGUGAAGCACCGUCAUCGAGUCUUGCCAAAGAUAAAACUAAAGUUGACAUUUUAUUAAAGGCAACUGCCAAUGCACCCAUCAUGAAGAAGAAAAAAUGGGCAGUCAGUCAGGAUCAGCAUAUCGGAUGGAUCUCAGAAUUCAUUAAGAGAUACUUAAAGCUUGAUGCUAAUGAAAGAUUGUUUCUCUAUAUCAAUCAAACGUUUGCACCACCUCCUGAUCAAACGGUCAGAAAUCUAUACGACUGUUAUGGAACUGAUGGAAAGUUGAUCAUCCAUUACUGCAAAAGUCAAGCAUGGGGCUGAUGGAUACGUCGAAGAGGUAUCUUUAACAGUGGUAAUGUCAAGAGUAUUUGGCCCAUACAAAUAUUAAUGGUUUCAGUUGCAUAGAAGUAUGGAAAUGUGCUCUGUAUUGUAAUCUUAAAGAACUUACAAGUGUUUUAACUGUCUUAAUAGAAGGACAUUUAUUUGUUACUUUAAGUUUAUUCUAUACAUCAAACAGUGAAUUGUAAAUAAACUCGUGAAUAGGCAUUAUUCGCGCUGAUGUAAUUUAAUAUGACAAAAAUAUAUUACCGUGCUUUCACUGUAAAGGCUCUCAUUAAAGUCGAUUAUUAUUUA